AUGGAGCUCCUACUCCUGGGUGAUAGUGAAGGUAGUAGACAUUACGUUCUCAUAAAGGAUGUAAACAGGAUGCUCUUCAGUGUAAGUAAACAUACAAAUAAGAAGCACUUCUGUCUACACUGUCUUCAUAGUUGUGUGAGCAAAGAGGUACUGGAGAAGCAUAAGGAAACAUGUCUGGAGGUAAACGGAACUCAGGCCAUAAAUCUUCCCAAGGAAGGGACAAAAAUCAAGUUCAAAAAUCACAGGAACUCAAUGCCUGUACCGUUUGUGAUAUACGCUGAUUUUGAGUCCAUACUAGUACCAGAGGAGAGAAAAGUGAACUUAGAGAACCCUGAGGAUAAAAGUAGUACAGACCUUUACCAGACACACAAGGCUUGUAGUUUUGGUUUGAAAACAGUCUGCCACUAUGAUGAUAAGUACUCCGGUGAGUAUAAGAGUUACAUUGGAGAGGAUGCUGCAUUGGUCUUCCUAAAGACUGUAUUAAAAGAGUCCUUCAGAUGUAGAGAGAUGGUCAACAAUAUAUUCAAGAAGAUGGUAAUUACACCCAAACAGGAAUUCGAAUUCCAGGCUGCAAGAAACUGUUCAAUAUGUGGUAACGACCUUGGUGAGGAUAGGGUAAGGGACCACGACCAUGUAACAGGAAUGUACCGUGGAGCUGCUCAUAAUAUAUGUAAUCUGAAGUACAGAAUUACAUGGAAAGUACCUGUGGUCUUCCACAACCUGAGAGGUUACGAUAGUCAUCUGAUUAUGCAGGAAAUUGGUAAGUUUAAGAUGAACGUUAAUGUGAUCCCAAAUAAUAUGGAAAAAUACAUCUCAUUCUCACUAGGUAAAAAUCUGGUCUUCAUAGACUCUAUACAGUUUAUGGCUUCUUCACUGGAAGCAUUGGUGAGUAACCUUUCACCUGAGGACUUCAAAAUAGUAGGUAAGAGGUGGAAGGGUGAGGACUUCAACCUAGUAACACAAAAAGGAGUGUUCCCUUAUGAGUUCCUCGAUAAUAUUAGCAAGCUUGAUACUGAAGGUCUACCGAGUAAGGAUAAGUUCUACUCAUCACUGUAUGAGUCAGAGGUGAAGGAAGAAGAUUACCAAAGAGCUCAAAAAGUGUGGGAUCACUUCAAGAUGAAAACCUUGAGAGACUACCACGAUCUCUACUUGGAGACUGACGUUCUUGUACUAGCUGAUGUAUUUGAAAACUUUAGGAGAACAUGUCUGGAAAGUUAUGAACUUGACCCCGCACAUUACAUGUCAGCACCUAGUCUAAGUUGGGACGCUUUUCUAAAACAGUCAAGUGAAGAAAUAGAACUUGUAAGUGAUAUGGAUAUGUUCCAGUUCUUCGAGAAGGGUAUGAGGGGUGGUACAAGUUAUAUUGCUCAUAGACACUCAGCAGCUAAUAAUAAGUACAUGGAGACGUACGAUGAGUCAUCUGAGAACAAGUACUUAAUGUACCUCGAUGCUAAUAAUUUAUAUGGCUGGGCAAUGUCACAACCACUACCUAAUGGAGAGUUCGAGUGGGUUGAGGAAGUUGAUGGUAUGAAUCUAGAGGAUUACUUGGGAGACAACAAAAGGGGAAUGGUUUUGGAGGUCUACAUAACGGUUAUCCUCUAG
Molecule: messenger RNA, 1602 nt
Organism: Paramuricea clavata
Lineage: Eukaryota; Metazoa; Cnidaria; Anthozoa; Malacalcyonacea; Plexauridae
Source: the annotation of a GenBank genome assembly